This is a messenger RNA of Limulus polyphemus (Atlantic horseshoe crab), 2696 nucleotides long. RefSeq names its product solute carrier family 46 member 3-like. Gene Ontology annotation, molecular function: transmembrane transporter activity. Gene Ontology annotation, biological process: transmembrane transport. The transcript has 7 exons. NCBI's taxonomy places the organism in Eukaryota, Metazoa, Arthropoda, Merostomata, Xiphosura, Limulidae. The record is from RefSeq and is a predicted model, not a curated record. Bases 689 to 2044 code for a protein of 451 amino acids. Gene Ontology annotation, cellular component: membrane.
AUUAUGGGGGACUUUUAUUUUAAAUUUGGAUCAUUAAUUUCCAAAAAGAUUUAAAGCAUGUAGUGAGUUGAGCAAAUGGUUUUUAUUGGUUUUAAUUGUAAUAAAUUAAAAGUAAUACAGCCCCCCCCCCCCUCCGUGGCACAGCGGCAUGUGUGCGAACUUGCAACCCUAGAAAUCGGUUUUGAUACAAGUGAUGGGCAGCGCACAGAUAGCCGAUUGUGUAGUUUUGUGCUUAACUUCAAACAAAAUAAUACAUCUGGGUUAUCAUAAUUUAAAUUAUAAUAAGUUUAGUGGGAAUAAUUUUAACAAUAAUGGUGUUAUGGAAGACCAUGAUGUUUCAGUUGAUCAGUCUUUUUUAACUUUAGUCUUCCAAGCAGUUGUUGUGUUACUGAUGACAAGCAGGCUCUCGUAACUGAGACUUGGAACCCAAGACCCUAGGCUUGCACUUAUUCUUUGAGGUUGAUGCUCUCAUUAUAUUAACUCGUCCCAUCCAACUUCCACCACUUGAGUUGAUCCAAAAAUGGAGCUGUAUUAUGAUCAUUGAACUGGAAGAUAGAAAUAUUAUUUAAAUCAGAGGUGAAAUCAUAGAAAAAUGCUGAAUUAAAUCGUGGAUAUAAUUGAUGUUUCUCUAGUUGUCUUCAUCAUAUCUACAUUUACUAGCAAUGCAGGCUAUAAGUAGGUAAAAAUUAUGAAAACAUUCUUUGUGGAACCAUUUGUUUUUCUUUUCAUGUUUGGUGUCAGCAUUAAAUCAGUAACUUUUCAAGACUUGUUACUGUUAAAGACAUGUACAGACCUGAAUGUAACAACAUGUGCAAAUCUGAGGAAUGAUAGCAUCCAUGAAGCUGCUGUACAAAGAAUGGCCAACAACUAUCAAAUGCUAGGAAUAGCAAUAGCAACCAUACCCAGUGCCAUUGUAACCAUCAUGUUGGGACCUUGGAGUGACAGACAUGGUCGUAAAAUUCCCAUGAUAUUACCAUUGUUUGGAAUGAUAAUAGAAAACAUUCUGUGUAUAUUUCUAGUACGUUGUUAUCAAAUUCCCUCUGUAUAUAUUUUGCUGGCUUAUUUUAGUGGAGGUAUACUUGGUGGAUUCAGUUGUGUCAUUACUGGUAUUUACAGCUAUGUUUCUGAUGUUUCAUCUUCAAACUCUCGAACAUUUAGAUAUGGUGUUGCAGAUUUGUUUUUCGCCUUGGGACUUCCUACUGGAACUUUAACUGGUGGACAGAUCUUCAAGUACUGGGGUUAUAGUGCUGUUUUUGGAACUUCUGCUGUCAUUUUACUCCUUGCUAUUUUGUAUAUUUGGCUAUUCUUAGGAGAUUCUUUGUUGUUAGAUAAUAAAUCAAGCUUUAAAAGGAAGAUUUUGGACAUUUUUAAUGUAUCUGACUGGAAAGAAAGCAUUUACUCUUGUCUGAAAAAGCGACCUGGUAAUGCACGUGCACGAAUCCUGUUACUAGUCAUUUCAAUGUGUUUUAUUGUAGUUUCCUACAUUGGAAACUCAACAAUUGGGUAUCUGUAUGCUCAAAGGAUGUAUAACUGGGAUGUCACUAUGUACUCCAAUGUGUCGACAAUCUUUACCAUUCUUAGUGUGGUUAUAAUGACUGGAAUACUCCCACUUCUAACAAAAGUUUUUGUGGUAAAAGAUGCUGUUCUUGGGAUACUUGGACUAACUUCUUAUAUCGGUCAAAGUUUAGGAAGAGCAUUUGCUUUUCAAGAAUGGACUUAUUAUGCUGCAUCAGCUUUUGGCACAUUAAAUGGAGCAGCACCCGUAGCAGUUCGAGCCUCACUAUCCAAAUCAAUUCAUAACAAUGAAAUAGGAAAAGUAUUCUCUUUUCUGGCUGUUUGUGAAGCUGUAACUCCAAUUGUGGCUGGAGUGGUCUUUUCCCAAGUUUACAACUGUUCACUUGGCAUCUUCUUGGGAAUUGUGUACCUGAUGUCUAUAGCUUGGCUACUAGUUCCUCUUGCAGUUUUCUUGUGGCUACUGUGUCAAGAACCAGUGAAAAUUGAGUAUGAACCAAUAAAUACCAGUUCAGACAUAGUUGUUGAAUAAUGUACAAGAAACUACGUAAUAUAAUGAGAAAAAAAUGAUGUUAUUGACUUUUCAAGUGUUCAUAAAAAUUGUAAGGGAUUAUUUUUUGUUAGAUCUUAAGAAGCAGUUCUAGUUUUUGAAAAAUAUAAAGGCUUUAAACAAAUGCAGAAAGAUAAUUAUUGUAAAUUGCAAAGAAAUAAUUACGUGUCAUGAAAGUUACUGAAAUAAAGAAAAAUGUUAUAGGUACCAGGCCUAACUUUAGUAGGCAAUUGCCUAGGGUGGCAAAAUGAAAAAAAUAUUUUACAAUAAUCUUUGUUUCAAGAGAAUCAACUAUAUUGCACUUACUUUACAUUCUUUGCCAUCUUUUACUGACCUGUAAACUGUUCAUAAGCACAGGUAUUAUAAGAUAGUUCAAAUAUUAAACCAGCUUCUACUAAAUUUAAGAAAGUUAAAGAAGUACUUUACACUUUUCAAGUUAAAAAAAAAUAAAGAAAAAUUAAUAUGCCUACAUAAAUAAAUGUUUACUAUAGGUUGUGACUGUGUUUCUAAUGUUACAUAUAUAUAUGUUUAUUCAUAAUAAUAGCACACAGAUACUGCUGGAAACAGCAUUUUAAAAUUGUGCUUAAGAUAGCAAAAUACAUAGAGCUGGCUCUUGCGAGUAGUAGUUUUUUUU